AGCGCAAUGACUUUCCGAGUCGGGCCCAUCGCCACUCCAAAGACGUCACUCUUGACUUAUCUACUACUCUCUCUAAAUACAGCUCCUUUCACUCACACCCUCACUAUCCUGUCAAUUGAUCGAAAGGAAGAGAGAAAAUGCCAUCUAUAUACCCAACCCAAGAAACACUGCAAACCAACUUCUCGCAGCGCCAACCAUUCCCAGCAUGGAGCGCAGUCGACGACGUCAAACAAAGCUAUGGUAAGCUUAGUACCAAGGCGCAGGCCAAAACAGGCAAGAUUGAGAUGUUUUCGCCAAAGUAUUAUGCUGCGUGUACUUUUGGCGGGUUGCUUGCUUGUGGUCUGACACAUACGGCUGUCACACCGUUGGAUCUGGUCAAAUGUCGACGCCAGGUUGAUCCAACCCUGUACAAAGGUAAUCUGGAAGCAUGGAAACUCAUCUAUCGCGCCGAAGGGAUCAGGGGUGUAUUUACCGGUUGGGGACCGACCUUCUUCGGAUACUCUGCACAAGGAGCAUUCAAAUACGGCGGCUACGAAUUUUUCAAAUCCUUUUACAGCGACCUAGUCGGCCCCGAAAAAGCCGCACAAUGGAAGACCAGUGUCUAUCUGGCUGCUAGUGCUUCGGCAGAGUUCUUUGCGGAUAUUGCUCUUUGUCCGUUUGAGGCUGUAAAAGUUCGAACGCAGACUACCAUGCCGCCGUUUGCGACGGGGACGUUUGAUGGGAUUAAUAAGAUUACUGCUAAGGAAGGGCGAGCGGGAUUGUUUAAGGGAUUGUAUCCCCUCUGGGGUCGACAGAUCCCUUAUACAAUGAUGAAAUUUGCCUCCUUUGAGACAAUUGUAGAGAUGAUUUACGGCUAUCUUCCCGGCAAGAAACAGGAUUACAGUAAGAGUCAACAGACCGCCGUCGCAUUCACGGGUGGUUAUCUAGCUGGUAUUCUGUGCGCGAUUGUCUCGCAUCCGGCCGAUGUUAUGGUGAGCAAACUCAAUGCGUCGCGACAACCCGGUGAAGCGUUUGGGGCUGCCAUGUCGAGAAUCUACAAAGAUAUUGGAUUUGGAGGCUUGUGGAAUGGAUUGGCUGUUAGGAUUGUGAUGAUUGGUACAUUGACUGGAUUGCAGUGGAUGAUAUACGAUUCGUUCAAGAUUUUUAUGGGAUUGCCGACGACAGGUGGACAGAUUCCGGAGAAGAAGUAGUAGGUUGGGUCUAUCGAGUGUAUCACAACAACUUAUACGUACUACGUCAAGUAUUUUACUGUUCAUCUAAUCCACUGCUUUAUUUGAUU
Talaromyces stipitatus ATCC 10500 is the source of this 1279-nucleotide messenger RNA. RefSeq names its product mitochondrial phosphate carrier protein, putative. Gene Ontology annotation, molecular function: phosphate transmembrane transporter activity. Gene Ontology annotation, cellular component: mitochondrial inner membrane. Gene Ontology annotation, biological process: mitochondrial phosphate ion transmembrane transport. The record is from RefSeq and is a predicted model, not a curated record. The transcript is spliced from 6 exons. NCBI's taxonomy places the organism in Eukaryota, Fungi, Ascomycota, Eurotiomycetes, Eurotiales, Trichocomaceae. Bases 138 to 1190 code for a protein of 350 amino acids.